AUGGAUGCAGAGGAAGAAAAAUCCAAACACGCCCCUCGUUUAACUAAGUACCAAACAACCAAAUUUGUUGUGUUGUACUUCAAAGUCAAGUCAAGUCAAGGGAAGGAAACCUCGCGGCAAGUUUUGUUCCACUCUUUCCGCAAGUUCAAAUCUUCCCCUAGAAAACAGUCCUCAUCCCUCUUUAUAAUGAUGGAAGUGGCAGUUAAAUAUUAUCGUAUAUUGGGGGACCGAAAACGAUGGAUGGUGUAUGCUCCAAACCAAAAGCAGAAAAUGCUGUGUUACCUUCUUCAAUCUUCUGAGAAUUGGAUAGCCAUGCUUGUUCUGUUCUUCACCUAG
Messenger RNA from Sphenostylis stenocarpa, 336 nucleotides. The record is from the annotation of a GenBank genome assembly. Lineage: Eukaryota; Viridiplantae; Streptophyta; Magnoliopsida; Fabales; Fabaceae.